This is a messenger RNA of Caenorhabditis auriculariae, 6227 nucleotides long. The record is from the annotation of a GenBank genome assembly. NCBI's taxonomy places the organism in Eukaryota, Metazoa, Nematoda, Chromadorea, Rhabditida, Rhabditidae.
AUGAAGGGAGCUGAUCCGGCCCUGAAGAACAUCGGCAAGAAGAACGGCCUUCAACUUUGGAGAAUCAAUGUACUUUUUCAUUUUUCCCAGUAUAGUUUGUGCAAAAAUCCCGUAUUUUAAUACUUUUUUGACUUCUAACAAAACUAAGGAAGGCUCUUCGCUUCGAGACCUUUUUGAAAAUUCGCCUAUGCUCCUUUAAAAGUCUGAGCAGGAGAAAAGUGAUGAUUUUUUGAAUAAGUGCUCCAAAAAAUCUUAUUUUCCGGUUGGACAAGAUCUCACUAACUUUUUUUUUGAAAUCUGAAUUUUCUUUGAUUCGAUUCUAUAUUCCUGGAACAUCGGAUACUUUGAGAUAUCAUUCAAAAAAAAAUUGAUAUUUUUCGAAGCUAUCGAUUAAUUGAUAUUUUUUUCGAAGCUAGAGAUAAUAGAAAUUGAAAAAAAUAUAAAAAAAUAUAAGUUGGUUCAUUUUUUUUCCGUUCAAAAAAAGCUAUCAAAAUCUUCCCCUUCCUAACUAGACUUUUUUUAACUCCUCCCCCUGUUGAACUUUCGAAGAAACUUUACUGAAGUGUACUUUAGAACCUCCUGAGUUCAGAAAAAAAAGAAAAUCUCUCGCGAUAGAUCUUUUUUCAAGUUAUGAAGCUUCAAAGACCGCCAAAUAGGCAAAUUAUGACAAAAAGCGCUAUUUUCAGUUUUUGAAGGGUCACAUCACGAAAACGAGAUCUAGGCAAUUUUUUUUUUUGUUCUGCAAUCAGGAGGUCCUUAAGUACAAGCGGGAGAGGGGGGGUUAAAAAAACGUUUCUAGUAAGUCAUUUUUCAGAAGUUCCUACUCGAAGAAGUUCCGACGAAAGACCAUGGCGUCUUCUACACCGGCGACGCCUACAUUGCCUUGAAUGUUUCUUCUGUCUUCAAGAAUAGUUUGAAAAUAAAAAAAAAUUCAGCAAAAGUACGACGGCGCGUGGGACGUCCACUACUGGCUCGGAAAAGACGCGACGACCGACGAAAUGGGCGUCGCCGCUUAUAAAACUGUAGAAAUCGAUGGGGUUUUGAAAUUAUUUUGGGAAGAUAAUAAGAGAUGAAUUUGAAGGCCCUUGGAGGUCUUCCAGCUCAACAUCGGGAGAUUCAGGACCACGAAAGUCCGCUUUUCAUCUCCUACUUUCCUGAUGGAAUUCGGUGGGUUUUCAAGAGAAAUAGGAAUUUUCGAGUCGAAAAACAAAAUAAGUUGUAUCUGUUUGGAGAGCAUUUCUAGUGGACAAUUAACAUUCUCCUGUUGAAAAAAUUUCUAAAUAAAGAUAAAAAACUAGUCUUCCUACAGCUUUACAUUGUGAACUUCUCGGGAGUUCAAAAAAAGUCGUUUUUUUUCUUGUCGAACUGCACCGAUCAAUCAGUCUCCACGAGAUUUGUUGGCCCUUUUUCUGUUUUUUUUUUUGUUUUCGAAAGGACCGACAAGGUUUCUCAUGCAUUUCCAAUGGAGCUGGAGUUUUUUUUUUAAAUUUUUUCUUGUUGAAUCUUUGAAAUUGUUUUAUAGAAAUUGACCUUUAUCUAAAUUUAAUGGAAUUUCAUAAUUCUAACCUUCUAUUUUUCUUGUUUGUUCUCAAGCCUUCGAAAUCAAAUUUUUUUGAUCAUUUUUUUGUAAUUUUCCUGGGAAAAUCAACCAAAAAAAUAUUGAAUUUUUUUGAAAAAAACAGCGAUGAAAUUUAGAAAACUUACAAAUCAUUCUCAUUUUUUUGAAGUUCUUGAGAAAAAAAUAUAGUGAAAAAGUGUCCUUUUUAUUGUAUACCAUGUAAGGAUUAGCCAAUAUUCAUAAAGGUCUCGCGGCGAAAAAUUAUUUUUUUGGUCAUGCGCCUUUAAACAAUAAACGAAAGAAUUCGAUGAAAUGGAAGUAAAUAAGAUUUCUUUGCUUUUUUUAAAAUUGAUGUAUACAAUUUGAAACGUUGAAGGUACAUAGCUGGAGGCUACGAGUGCGGUUACAAACAUGUCGAGGAUCUUUUCGCCAACUGGAGACCCAAACUGUACCAUUGCAAGGGGAAAAGGAACAUUCGAUGCACGGAAGUUUGCUUUUUCGUUCUGAAGUUCUACCUGGAAACUUCGAAAAUUGAAAAUUUGAAUAUUCAAAAAAUGACUCAUUUAUUUUUGGAGUUCGAUUUUUUUUUAAUACAAUCUUUUUAUAUUGCCUAUCAUUUUAAAGUUCAUUUGUCGGUUCAAAUUUAUAAAAAAGAUAAGAUACGUGAAAAACAUUUAACACACUUUCUCCGAGAAAAAGCGAUGAACCGUUGGUACAAGAAUUUCAAGUUUUGUUUUGAGAGUUGAAAUUAUUAUCACAGUUACUAGACAUAAUUUGUAAACUUUGAGGCUACUUACUGUGAGGUUUCGCCCUCUCACUGGGUUACUGUAGGACUUUUUAGUGAAAUUUUUCUAACUAUUUUCCUAGUUGACGGAUCGACUCCAAACUUUUUUUAAAAACACAGAUAAGGGUAUUUCAAAGCAUUUUCAUUAAAAAACACGAAAAAGAAAAAUUUUUUUUACGUCGAAAAGUUUUUUUUUUCUUUCUAAAAUCGUUGAUUUUUUCCUUUUUUGGGCUUUUUGAACGGUUAGGACCCCAAAAGUAGUAAAAUUUUAUUUCAUAAAUCGAAGCGCCGGGCUUUUCUUAGUCAGAAAAAAAGGAGUACAUGUUCAAGUUUUGGGGGACGCAGUUGGUCGUCUGCUCGCCGAAGAGGACCAACUCGGAGUUGACCAAUUUUUCGAAAAUUUCCAACUUUCCUGGAAAACAAUACCACGGCUUCUUUUUGUAUUAUUCUGCUAGAAAACAGAGUUCUUCAAAGUUUCAGCACUCUGGAAGUAUAGUAUUAACUAUAUUUUAUUAUAUUUUUGGAUUUUUUUAUGUUUUUCCAGUUUUUCAUUUUUCGCUGUUUUUUCUUUUAUUUCAAUUUCGCAUUAAAAUUACAUUUUAUUUUUCACGAUUAGGACUUUUUCAUGGCCUCCGAUUGUAAUCAAGAAUCCCCGGUUUCAGAAUCAGCGUAAAGUUAUAUUUCCAAGUUUCCAUACAUAUUUUUCCAGGUGGAAUGCAAGAAAGAGUCCCUGAACCUCGGAGACGUCUUUCUGCUCGACUUGGGCCGGAAUAUCUACGUUUGGAUGCCGCCGGACAGUGGACGACUGGAAAGGAUCAAGGUAUAUCAUUUUAACGUUCCGAAUGAAAAUUUUUAAAAUUAAGGGAAUGGCCCGAGCGAAGAACAUUGCUCAGUUUGAGAGGCAAGGCGCCAGUCAAGUCCAUAUUUUGGGUGGGAUUUUUUGAAUUUUUCGAAAAAAAACCCUAUAGUGGCCACUAAAGUUUGACUAAAUUUUUUUUAGCUUCUUUCUUUAAUCACCCAUUAUCCAAGAGCAACACGUGUCAUUUAACGACUGAAUCGGCUGUGUAAUACUGAAAAUAGACGUUUUUAUUGGCCAUUUCUCAGGAUCCUAAUCUUCUUCCUGUUUUGAAGGGUUUUAGUGGGUUUUUGUUUCAAAAAUAGUUCAAAAAAAUAUUCUAAAUUUCAAAUAAAAAGUGUACAGGCAUUUUCUGGAUUUCUCUCUUUUUUCUGCAAGGAAAUCCAAUUUCAUUGGGUUUCUUUACUUUCUGUAAAAGUGUUCGGAUCAUAAUGAAAUUCCCUGACCUUUCAAAAUUACGUAUAUCUUCUAUGGACUCUCUAACAUUCCAGACACGGAAUGGGACGUCGACCAAGACUUCUGGGGCCAUUUCGGAGGCCGACAAGCCCUGAAAAGCGUCGCGAAAGCCAAAGACGACGACGAGAACUACUGGAAAAGGACCAGCGAACAGAUCACUCUUUGGAAGUUGGUAAUGGAAUAUUAUUCAGAAGAGAGUGACCAUACUAAGAAAAAGGGUGAAAGAAGAUUGAGGAAGAUUUUGCAUUUUUUAAAGUCAGUGUUCAUUCUUACCGUUCUCUCAUUUUCACCGUAUUCUUUAAAAGGAAAGCAAAAACGGUAAACUGGUUUCUACAGAGUUUCCGACGCCUCGGGCGAGAUGAAAGUGACCAAAGUUGGCCAAGGAGCCGUCAAACAGAGCCAACUCGAUUCCAAGGUCCUGGAACCAGCAAUUUUAGCCUUUUUAGAAGAGAUUAUAUUUAGGACGCCUUCAUUUUGGACGCUCUGAACGGCGGAAUUUUUGUUUGGAUCGGUAAAGAUUGCACGAUCGAUGAGAGGUCCAAAUCACUUCUCUGGGGGAGAAUUAUUUGAGGCAGAAGGUUUGAAUUUUUUUAAAUUUUGUGAAAGAAUAAAAGGUAUAGGAAGAGACUGGGAACAUUUAAAAACUGGAAAAUGGUCUCAUAUUCAUUCAUUUUUUUAGUUAAAAAAAGGUCAGAAAUCAAUUAUUUGAAAGUCUUAAUAUAGAAAAAAAUUGACACAGAUUCUGAAAAAUAAUUCUCAAAAAAAUGGGAGAAUUUUUCAUCUUGAGCUUGCAAAAAAAUGUUUUAAAAAAAGAGUUGACAAUAUUCCAAGAACUUUGCAAAAAUUUUGCGCUUUUCCAUCAUUCUUUUCUUAAUAUUUGAGUGUGUUAAGUCUAUUUUUUUCCGAUUCAGUGUUUCAUUUUUCGUAUUCAGCACCUCCCUUCGUGGACCCAAGUCACUCGGGUUAUCGAAUCGGCGGAAUCGACUCAAUUCACUCAGUGGUUUGCCGACUGGGCCGAUGACAAGAAGAAGAAGACUUUCGAGCCGUUGCUUUUCCAGGUCUUUAGAAACAGUAGACAUUCGCAAAUUCGUCCUCAUUUUAUUCAGAGGCUCCUUCGGAACUUUUACCUCUUUUUCUGAGAUCAUGGAUCUCACAGCGUUUUUUUUAGUGGAAGAAAAUGAAACUAAAAAUCAGGUGGGCGGGGUCAAAACCUACGCCGUUCCCACGUGACGUUAUGGGGAUGGCAAAGGUUCCGACUACAAGUAAAAUAAAGGCGCAGGCCAGAGGUCUUUGAGACAAAUCGAAUUUUUUUUUCUGUCCGAAAGCGUCGCAGUGCAUGCACACGACACACUAAAAUUCACGGAAAAAAAGUGGGCGUGAUCAAAAAACGCGAGAAAAUAACCUAGAAAUUCAAGAACUUCAAUCUUCAAGGUGUCGGAUGAGAGCGGCCAACUGCGAGUCGAAGAAAUCGCCAACUUCACCCAGGAGGUGACGUCAUCGAACCGGCUCCAACCGACAGUUUACCGUUGUAGGACCUUGACGGCGAUGACGUCAUGAUUCUCGACGCCCUCAACACGAUCUACGUCUGGGUCGGCGCCAGCGCCAACACCAACGAGAAGCGCGAGGCCGAGAACACUGCCAAGGUCGGGAGAAAAAAAGAUUUUUUCCAUCCGAAAUAAGGGAAAGAUUUUUUCAUGUGCUUUGAUUUCCAGAAAAUCUUCAAAAUACGUAGUUUCCACAUUUUCUUUGAAUUGUAUAGAAUUGCUUAGAACGAUGAAUGAAGGACGAAAAAAAAUUGAACAGAGAAAAAGAGAAGGAAAAUACUGGAGACACCAGAGAAGCGAGAGCUCUUUCUUUCUCUGGAAUCUCUCAAGUCACUGAUCUCUCGUUAUCGUUAAUUAAGAUUCCAAUUUCUUCCCAUUAUAUCUAUCAAAAGGGAUUCUAAGAAAAUCUUCAAAAGAUCUUCGAAACAUCCAUUUUUCAGAAGUACCUCGAGCAAGGCAAGCUGCCAAGACAUAAGAAAACCCAGAUUGAAACCAUCUUCCAAGGUUUUUUUUUUCUUAACAAUUUGAAACAUCUCUGUUUCAGGACGAGAACCACCGUCGUUCAAGAAGUUCUUCCCUCGCUGGGACGAUUCUUUGUUCAAAGAUGUUGGUUUUUUUCCAAACCAAAGACAAAGUUGAUAAAAAUAGGAAUUAGUUUUCAUUAGAGCGUAAAAGGUAUAGACAGCUAGAACAGGUAGGUUUUUGGAGCAAAAAUUCAACAUUUUUUUGGAAAUUUUUCUGUUGAUAAUUGUGCUUAGGAAACCUUAAUCUAAUAAUAAAGUGAAUGGAUUCAAAUUCGGAACUUUUUCUAAAAUUUGCAAUUAAAACUUCUCAAUCUAAAUUUCCAGUAAAAUCAGAAUACCAAAAAAAAAUCUCACUGGUUUCUGAAAAAUAUUUCAAAAAUGCUUUGUAUUUGAAAAAAAAAGUUGGAUCAGAAUUCUCAAAAAAUGGCCCGAAAAUACAAAUUAAAAAAAUUUUUUUCAGGACGCUCGAUCUGUGGAAAACAUGCGCAAGCUGCUGUUCAAAUAA